AUGCCUGUGGUGAUCGUCUCGGCGCUGGACCGGAGCUUCCCCGACCCGACGUGCAACCAGCUGCGCUACCCGGCGGACGACUGCCUCAAGGAGCCCGUGCAGACCCGAGUCGAAGUCGUGGACAACGUCGACGGCUCGCCCAACUGCGUCAACGGUGCGCGCACCGCCGUGUUCGAGCACUCGACGUCCAACUACCGCGGCCAGACCAGCCUCUUCUUCGCCAAGCACCAGUUCAACCUCAAGUUCCCCGAGGACACGUCGUUCCUGGGCAUGGUGGAGAACAAGGCCUUCGUCAUGAACGGGCCCUUCCUCGACUGCACCUUGCUGCGCAACCACUUGGCCCAUUGGCUCUACCGUUCUACCGGCCGCUACUCGGUGAAGACCCGCCACGCCGUCGUGUACAUGCGUACUACCCCCGAGCAGGAAGAACCAAAGUACUCUGGAAUCUACCUACUCCUGGAGAAGCCCACGUACGACAAGAACCACGUCAACUUGGCGUCCAUGGACGCGGCGUGUGCCGCGCGAGACCCCAAGGUCAUGAACGGCGGGUGGGCGUGGUCGAACGAUCCUCCCAGCUACGGCUCGUACUCGCCCAACAUGGUCAUCGACCAGUACCAGAACGAGUUCGGCAUGGGGGAACGCCCCUUGUUGGCGCACCCGAGCGGCUCGCAGCUCUCGCAGCAGAUGCGCGACUACUUCGUCAACACCGACACGGGCUUCCUGCCCCAGAUGUACCGCGCGCUCUGGAACAACAUGACGGCGCCUCUGGAGCUCCAGAAGCACUUGGAUCUCGGCUCGUUCGCCGACUACCUGCUGCACACCGAGAUGUCGCUCAACGUGGACGCGUACCGCCGCAGCACCUUCUUCUUCAAGGACCGGGACCAGCCCAUUAACGCCGGACCCGUGUGGGACCUCAACCUCGCGUACGGCAACGGCGCCCGACGCAACUUUAAGGACUGGAUCUACCCGCAGUACACGUACUGGAAGCGCCUCAUGUGCCACUCGCAGGUCGCGUCGCUCGUGAUCCAGCGCUGGAAGACGCUGCGCGGCACGAACGCUCAAAAGGCGGACGAUCCGGUGUUCGGAUCCUGGGGCGACGACGCCAUCUCCAAGUUCCUGGACGCGAGCGCGGCGCCUGUGCACCGGCAGCUCUCCAAGUGCCAAGGCGGGGACUGGCGCAGCGACGUCGUGCAGUGCGCGGUUGUCGACCUGCAGACCUGCAACGGGACGUACGCGGAGAAGGUGACGGACCUGCGCGACUCGGUCUUGAACCGCGCGCGCUGGAUGGACGAGCGCAUCGAGCAGCUCUACAAGCUGCUGGACGCCCAGACGUGCUCGGGCGUGGGCGAACUCCCCAAGUACAACUGCGGACUGGACGGCAACGACGACGGCUGCUUGUCGAACGCGGAGAAGUACUACAACGCCGUGCAGUUCCCACCGGUGCGCCAGCCGUACACUGGGCCAUCAUGCGAGGAGACUAUGACCCCGUACCAGAAGGCAUCGGUCGACUACUGCUGGAAGUCGGCGGGCAGCUACGUGUACCCGCAGCAGAAGGGGGUCAAGGACAAGACCCUCACCCCGUUCUGCAGUGGCUACGGAUCGUGCGCGCAGGGCCCCGGCGCGACGUGCAACUGCUCGGCUGCCAUUGACGUUGAGCACCCGUCCUGCCGCCGCAUUGACGCUGAGAACGAGCACUACGCGCGUGAGCAGCAGAAGAUCGCGGCGGCUGCGAUGGUGGCCAAGACGACGACGACGACUGUGGCUGGUACCCAGACUGCAAGUACCGAGACCAACGAGAAGGACGCGUUGCACAGCUCUCGAUCUCCAUUGUCGGAUGCGAUGGCCGUUGUGGCGGCUGCCGCUGCUGGUAUUGUGCUGUUGGCUCUGGGCACGUGGCUAGUCAAGGAGCACGGCCGUCGUCGCCGCCGCCACCGUCUGAGCGAGUACACUCCGGUGCGGUACGGCAGCGUGGAGCACGCGCGCAUCUUCGCCCCGCUGCCAAACCUCUAG
Phytophthora sojae is the source of this 2010-nucleotide messenger RNA. RefSeq lists its product as hypothetical. The transcript is spliced from 2 exons. Bases 1 to 2010 code for a protein of 669 amino acids. Lineage: Eukaryota; Oomycota; Peronosporomycetes; Peronosporales; Peronosporaceae. The record is from RefSeq and is a predicted model, not a curated record.